Raphanus sativus (radish) is the source of this 1548-nucleotide messenger RNA. Its product is annotated as GTPase ERA-like, chloroplastic. Lineage: Eukaryota; Viridiplantae; Streptophyta; Magnoliopsida; Brassicales; Brassicaceae. Gene Ontology annotation, biological process: ribosomal small subunit assembly. Gene Ontology annotation, molecular function: ribosomal small subunit binding; GTP binding; rRNA binding. The record is from RefSeq and is a predicted model, not a curated record. The transcript has 9 exons. Bases 66 to 1349 code for a protein of 427 amino acids.
CGUUCCAUGGCUAAUCACACAAACCAGUGAGAAGCUAUCAAUCAAUUCAAAAACCAAAUCCGACAAUGGCGGCCGCUCCUAAUCUUUCCCGCUACAAAUUCUUCUCUACUUGCGUCGUCGUUGAGAACCCUAAAUUCUCUCCAUAUCAUCAUCGUAUCGAUAGUCGUCGGCGGAGAUUGACCAAGCCGCAUCUUCAAGCGCAGAACAAUGGUACCGUGAUCAGCUACGGUCCUCGGACGGAACUCGCCUCCUCGAAGAAGCUAUGGAUAAGGCAACGAAGCUUCAGUGAAAUGGAGGUUGAGGAGGAAGGAGAGAUAGAGGAGGAGGAGGAGGAGGGGAGUCUGCUAUCGUUGAGCAUGAAACCCGAUAGAAACAUGGCGUUGCUGGACGAUUACGAGAUGGAGGAGGAGCUUGGCCACACUCCUCCUCAUACUACUACUACUCAUCGCAGCGGAUACGUGGCGGUGGUAGGGAUGCCGAACGUGGGGAAAAGCACGCUUUCGAAUCAAAUGAUUGGUCAGAAAAUCUCCAUUGUUACUGAUAAACCUCAAACCACGAGGCAUCGUAUUCUCGGUAUCUGCUCUACCCCUCAUUAUCAGAUGAUACUUUAUGAUACGCCUGGUGUGAUCGAGAAGAAGAUGCACAGGCUAGAUACUAUGAUGAUGAAGAAUGUCCGUGAUGCUGCCAUCAAUGCUGAUUGCGUUGUCGUUCUUGUUGAUGCUUGUAAAACCCCUGCUUAUAUAGACGAAGUCUUGAAAGAAGGCUUGGGAGACCUCCAUAAGAGGCCACCCAUUCUCCUUGUUAUGAACAAGAAAGAUCUCAUCAAACCUGGUGAGAUUGCCAAGAAACUCGAGUGGUAUGAAAAAUUCACAGAUGUUGAUGAAGUUAUACCUGUUAGUGCAAAGUACGGACAUGGAGUAGAGGAUGUCAAAGAGUGGAUCUUAUCCAAACUUCCCUUUGGUCCACCUUAUUAUCCCAAGGAUAUUGUGAGUGAGCACCCAGAGAGAUUCUUUGUUGCUGAGAUCGUUAGAGAGAAGAUAUUUAUGCAGUACCGAAAUGAAGUUCCUUAUUCAUGCCAGGUGAACGUGUUGAGCUACAAAACUAGACCAGCUGCAAAAGAUUUUAUACAAGUGGAAGUAGUAGUGGAUAAAAAUUCACAGAAGAUCAUCCUUAUAGGAAAAGAAGGGAAGGCUUUGAAGACGCUAGCAACGGCUGCUCGACUUGACAUUGAAGAUUUCCUUCAGAAAAAAGUCUUCCUUGAGGUGGAAGUAAAAGUGAAAGAGAAUUGGAGACAAGAUGAGGGACUUCUCAAGUACUAUGGAUAUGGAGGACAUAUCAGAGCUAUGUAAGUAAGUAAGUAGUGAUCUGUUGUCUUUAAAUGAGCUUAUUAUGAAGAAGAUUAGAAAGUGCAAAUGGCGGGGCUCAGGUCAGCUUUUUCCCCAUUUUGUUUUGUUUGUAUUUAACCAAUACGGAUCAGCCUCAGGUUAGCUUUUGUUUUCAAUCUCAAUCCAGCUAUCCCUUUGAAAAUCUAAAACUCCUUUUGCUUCU